Molecule: messenger RNA, 2009 nt
Organism: Rubroshorea leprosula
Lineage: Eukaryota; Viridiplantae; Streptophyta; Magnoliopsida; Malvales; Dipterocarpaceae
Source: the annotation of a GenBank genome assembly
CCAAAGUCCGUAAGGCCGAAUCUCUGCUCUGAAAGUGGACACAAAUGGAAGUCGUGAACACUUACAAACGCAAGCGGGACACAGCCGUCGCACCUGCUGGCGCCACCGCCGUCGCACCCACUGGCGUCGUCGCCGGCAGUAACGACAUUGACCUUUCUCUACUUGAAGCCGUCGAGAAAUCUCAAAGCACCGUCGAUGUGCUUGACAUCCGCACCUUGAAAAAGCUAGUUCUCUCCUUCGAGCGUCGGCUGAAAGAGAACAUCGAGGCUCGCCUCAAGUACCCGAACCAACCGGAGCGAUUUGCGGACUCCGAGAUCGAUCUUCACGAUGAGCUGCAGAAGCUCAAGAUCCUUGCUGGAGCACCUGAGCUCUAUCCCGAUCUUGUCAAUCUUAACGCCAUCCCGUCUAUACUCAAUCUAUUGUCUCACGAGAACACCGACAUUGCCAUUGAUGUCGUGCAGUUGCUCCAGGAUCUAACGGACGAGGAUGUUUUGGACGAUAACGAUGAGCCAGCCAGCAUUUUGGUGGACUCGCUUAUUGAAAACAACGUAUUGGAGUUGUUGGUGCAGAAUUUGCAGCGAUUGUCGGAGACUGAUCCGGAUGAGAUGGCUGCAGUUUAUACCACGUUGGCGACGAUUGAGAAUUUGAUCGAGGUGAAGCCAGCGGUGGCGGAAUUGGUGUGUGAAAGGACCAAGUUGUUGAGAUGGUUGUUGGGGAAGAUAAAGGUCAGGGAGUUUGAUGGUAACAAGCAGUAUGCUUCAGAGAUUCUGGCCAUUUUGUUGCAGAACAGUACAGCAAAUCAGAAGAGGUUGGGGCAAAUGAAUGGGGUGGAUGUGGUGUUGCAGGCGGUGGCCAUGUAUAAGUCCAAGGACCCCAAGAGUGCGGAUGAGGAAGAGAUGCUAGAGAAUCUAUUUGAUUGCUUGUGCUGUCUGCUGAUGCCUUUGGAGAACAAGGAGAGGUUUGUAAAGGCUGAGGGUGUAGAGCUCAUGAUUAUAAUUAUGAAGCAGAAGAAAUCAGCUUAUGGUUCUGCAAUAAGAGCGCUUGAUUUUGCCAUGACCAAGUAUCCACCUGCAUGUGAGCGGUUUGUGGAUGUCUUGGGUUUGAAGACUGCCUUUGCUGCUUUCAUGGGUAAGAUUCCAAACAAGAAGAAUAAGAAAGAACGGUAUCAGGAGGAGUUGGAAGAGCGCCUUGUAUCCUUACUUGCAUCAUUAUUUGGUGGAAUUUUAAGGGGUUCUAGAAGGGACAGGUUGUUAAGUAAGUUUGUUGAGAAUGAGUGUGAGAAGAUAGACCGCCUUAUGGAACUGUACAUGAGAUAUUCUGAUAGAGUGAAAUCAGAAACUCGAAGGAUGGACCAACUUGAACUUGAUGAUUUAGAGAUGGAUGAAGAGGAAAGGUACAAUAGAAAGCUUGAAUCUGGACUUUACACUCUUCAGUUGAUUGCAGUUAUGCUAGGUCAUCUUUGGUGCUCUGAGCAGGCACAAAUGAGAGCUAGAAUUGAUUUAUUACUCAAGCAACAAAAGCUUAGUCGGAAAGAUGUCAAGGAUAUUCUUCAGGAAUAUCAUGAUAACAUUGGUGACCUAGAUGGACCAGAAGAGAAGGAACGUGCACAGGGAAGGAUACAGAAGUUCAUCCUGGCUUUAUGAUCAUCACAUAAGAUUAAACUAGUCUGAAUGUCAGUUUAAUGUUGAGAUAUAUUGUGGACGAACUGAGAUACUUAUGCAAUUAGGUUGUGUUUGGUUAAGUUUCUCCAGAGGGUUGAAGGGAGAACAUUAGGAAUUUGGAUGGGAUGCAAUUAGCGUUGUUGUUGUCAACUAGAAAAAUGGCUAGGAUCCAGAGCAAUCAGUAUUGUUGAUGGUAUAGACAAACCCAAUCGUUGUGGAUCAUAUGCAGUGCAUUCUUGAUCCACGACGUUAUUAUAACUCUAUGGUAAUGGGAGUCUGGCUGGGUUAGUGUUUAUGACUCGAGAGAGACAGCUAACCCUUGGUUGUAAUUAAAAAAAAAAAAAUUUU